This is a messenger RNA of Mobula hypostoma (lesser devil ray), 4735 nucleotides long. It is a transcript of the gene ckap2l, whose product is annotated as cytoskeleton associated protein 2-like. NCBI's taxonomy places the organism in Eukaryota, Metazoa, Chordata, Chondrichthyes, Myliobatiformes, Myliobatidae. Gene Ontology annotation, cellular component: cytosol; centrosome; mitotic spindle. The transcript is spliced from 9 exons. The record is from RefSeq and is a predicted model, not a curated record. The coding region runs from base 79 to 2307 and encodes 742 amino acids.
CGCCUCCCGUCAGGGAGCGGCGCGAACGGUGGCGGCUGGUUUGAACGCAACGGCGGUUGUGGUGCGGCGAGUGGCGACAUGGAGACGAGAAGGCGGUGUGACAGCGCUCGGAUCGCCGAAUCAGAAUGCCGAAGGCAACAACUUGAAGCCUAUCUCCAGAGAAAGGGGAAACUGAAGAUUCCGGGUCCUAAUGACAGAUACUAUUUGGGGGACAAAACUAAUCAGAAGCUACAGCAACGAAUUGCUCCAUUAAAAGCUGCCUUGGGGGGAAAUCGGAAGCAUGAUGCUCACACAAAACCAUCUAAGCUAAACAGUGUGAAGAACCCAACAUGCAUGAAUCAUUACGAAUCAGUAAUUUCUAGGAAUCAAGUUCAGUGUGAUUCAAAAUCCACACUCACUAAACAAGUUAUGACUGUUUUACUCCCUGUGGAGUCAAAGGAAUCUAUCGCUGAUCCAGUGACCCAAUCCAGACAAUGUGUGGGGGAUUUGCAACAUGAAGCUUCAGCAUGUGGUGAAUUUCAUUAUAACUCAAGCGACCAAGAAAAGGAAAAUAAACUCACAGUUGGUAAAGCUCAAAUUGUGGGACAGUCUUCAAACAGAGCUUUAAUUAAGCCGUUUACUUUACGAGCAAAUAAUACUCAAGACUGCAAAUUAAAGAAUACUGCUUCAGACAAUCAAUCAUGGGCAAUUGGUACUGACAAUAUAGCCAGGGCCGCCCUGGGAGCAGCCAGGCUCGUGGGUGCGCCCAGGGCCGCCCCGGGAGCAGCCAGGCCCGUGGGUGCGCCCAGGGCCGCCCCGGGAGCAGCCAGGCCCGUGGGUGCGCCCAGGGCCGCCCCGGGAGCAGCCAGGCCCGUGGGUGCGCCCAGGGCCGCCCCGGGAGCAGCCAGGCCCGUGGGUGCGCCCAGGGCCGCCCCGGGAGCAGCCAGGCCCGUGGGUGCGCCCAGGGCCGCCCCGGGAGCAGCCAGGCCCGUGGGUGCGCCCAGGGCCGCCCCGGGAGCAGCCAGGCCCGUGGGUGCGCCCAGGGCCGCCCCGGGAGCAGCCAGGCCCGUGGGUGAGCUCAGGGCCGCCCCAGGAGCAGCCAGGCCUGUAGGUGACUCCAAGCCUGUAGGAGCCUCAACAGUGGCCCCCAGAGUGGUUAAGACAACCUCAGCAGCAGCUAAAUCUACAAGUACGGUGACAAUUCCGAAAGAGAAGAUGGAAAAGAUCUGUGGGAAAUUAAACAAGAGAGAACAGCAGUUUGCAAGUGUCAAAGUGGAGAGAUCUCUGUACAGUGCAAGCAUACAGAAUGGAUCUAAUUCUGCUGCCAGUAGGCCAGUGACAAUAUGGAAACCUUUUACAAGAUCUGCUCAAAAGUUGCAUUCAACCUUGGAGUCUCCUACAAGAAAUAUAAAAAGUAAAGGGGCAGUACAAAAUGUAAGUGGAUCUCCAAAAACAGUAAUGAGCACAGUUAAGCGGCGAGAUGUCAAAAGCUCUAACAUCAAGACACUGAAAGGAAAAGAUGAAAGAAGGAAGCAGCUUGAAGAAUGGUUGGCUUCCAAAGGGAAGACCUACAAACGCCCUCCCGUGCCAACCCCUUUUAAGAAAGUAAUAAAGUCCGUUAAGAAGAAUUUGGAGCAUUCUUUCUUGGAAGUAAUGGAAAGAGAAGAACAGAAAGACCUGGCAGAUCGGGUACAGGACAUGUUGGAUGAUUGCAUGAAGUUACUCGAAAGGGGUUCCUCUCCUGAAUACGUAUAUGAAGCACUGAAGAAUGUUCCAGAAGGUGAAAAAUUUGCCAAGUACUGGAUUUGCCAAGCACGUCUGCUGGAAUUAACUGACACAAUGGAGGCUGUCAUUGCCCUUUUUGAGAAGGCUGUUCACAGUGGUGCAGAGCCUGUUGAAGAGCUGCGGUCUGCACUUGUGGAAACCAUCAUGAGAAAUGCAAACUCUCACACAGCCUGUACAGAAAAAGAAGAUACUAAAACAGAAAGUUUUGAAGAGACUGCAGUUGUCACACCUUGUACAAAAGUGAGGCUUUUGUGUGGCAAAACAGAUGAGCGUGGUUCAUCCGUGAUCAAAUACAAAAUCACUGCAACACCUCAAGUGCUCAGAAUGAAUGAAUCUAUGAGACGAAUCCGAUCAACAGGUCACCAGGAUCUGAAGUUUCUCACCCCAGUCCGACGUUCAGUUCGCAUUGAGCAGAUUUCUGCUUCACACCCUGAGAUGCUGAGAGAACAUGACUGCUGUGUGACCUCACUGAAUGAACUUCUAGAUGAGGAAGAGGCUGAAACAUUUGUAUACAGAGAAAACCAGGCUCUGCUGGGAGAAUAACAGAAUUGUGACUGGAAUGCUUCAGAUGUUUAGUGCAUAACAUUCACAUUAGCUACCAGAUUAUUUGUACAUUAUGUAUAGAAUAAACUAUUGCAUUUGGUCAUCUCAAAGAUAAGCUACAUUUUAUUUUUAUUUUAGAGAUACAAUGCAGAACAGCUCCUUCUGGCCCAAUGAGCCACACCACCCAGCAACCCAUCUAUUUAACCCUGGCCUAAUCACAGAGCAAUCUACAAUGACCAUUUAACCUACUAACUGAUAUAUCUUUAGAAUACGAGAGAAAAUCAGAGCAUCCGGAGGGAACCAACUCAUUCACGUGGAAGAACAUAUGAACUUGUACAAACAACAUUGGAAUUGAGCUCCAAACUCCGAUGCCCCUAGCUGUAAUAGUGACAUUCUAACCGCCAAGCUACUGUUGUUGCCUAUAGAUGUGCUAACUUAUCUCCUUGGCUAAGCAAUCUCCUGAUUCCACAAAUACCAAUACUCUAUUACUGCUUGAUUUUUACUGUGAAAAGCUAAUUACUGGGUGGUAAGUUCAUAUUUCAAUCGAUAAACUUCCAAGUACUUCCUAUUGUUUCUCUCUGCUCUUCCACCCAUCACUGUAAAUAUACCUUCAUGUUGUUUUAUUUUUCUCAAGUUUUUCCUAUCUCCAUUGCAUCAAUAACAGCUUGUUAAAAUCCGAUUGGAUGACUUUCAAGGGCUCUGUGUAAUUCUGGGGUCAUUGAUAUCAUUUAUGGAAAUGAAGUAAACACAAGAGCUUCUGCCGAUGUUGGAAAAAAAGUGCUGGAGUAGUUCAGCAGGUCAUGAGGCAUCUAUGGAGAGGAAUGAAGAGCCAAUAUUUCAUGCUGAAACCUUUCACCGGGACUCCAUAGAUGUUGCCCAAACUGCUGAGUUCCUCCAGUAGUUUUUUGUGUGAAGUAACUCGUACCUGUUCACUGUGGCAUGUAAUCUGUGAAGCAAGGUUUAUUAGUUUGUACUUUCAUCAACUAUUUAACAUAUUCCAAAGCAGGAUAUUAGUAACAUUGCUUAUUAAACUUAUUCUCAUAUUUCACUAUGAUAUGGGAGGCUGCCAUUUGGCUCAUUGUGCCUACGUUAGUUCCAAUCAAUUCUAUUUCAUCUGUUUAUUCCUUCGUGAGAUAUUGUUUCUUGUCACUUCCCUCACCACGUCCACAAAUAGGGGUAGUUUACAAGUUCAGAUUGAUUUAUCACAUGUACAUUGAUGAUGUGUCAUUUGCAUUUACAGCCAACACAGCAAAUGUGCUUGGGGCAGUCCACAAAUGUUGCUACACAUUCCAGUGCCAACAAUGCAACAUGCCCACAAUGAACCUACCAACCAGCAUGUCUGAUAUAGGACGGAAUUGAUUUCCCCGGGUACUCCAAGGUGGUCACAGGGGCAAUACACAAGCUCCACAUGGCAGCACUAGAGAAUGGGAUCAAAGCUAGAUGACUAGAACUGUGAGCUAGCAAUACUAAAUACCAUGUGACCAUGCUGUCCUACUGAGCAUAUGAGGCAAGACAUGAUAUGUAUACACAGUGGCCGUUUUAUUAUGUAGGAGUGGAACCCAGUUUGGUCUUCUCCUGUUAGCCCCUUACUUCAAGGUUCGAUGUCUUGUGUAUUCAAAGAUGUUCUUCUGCACACCACUGUUGUAAAGCGUGUUUAUUUGAAUUAUUGUUGCCUUCCUGUCAGCUUGAACGCAUUUGGCCAUUCUUUUGAACUCUCAUUAUCAAGGCAUUUUCGCGCAUAGACUGCUCACUGGAUGAUUUUUUGUUUCUCGUAGUAUUCUCUGUAAACUCUAGUGCAGGGGUUCCCAACAUUUUUUUUAUGCCAUGAAACCUUACCAUUAACCAAAGGGUACGCGGAGCACAGGUUGGGAACCCCUUCUCUUGAGACUGCUGUGCAUAAAAAUCCCAGGAGAUCAGCAGUUUCUGAGAUGCUUGAACUACUCUGGCACCAAUAGUCAUUCCAUGGUCAGAGUCACUUAGAUCAUAUUUCUUCCCCGUUCUGAUAUUUGGACUGAACAAUAACUGAAUCUCUUGAUCAUUUCUGCAUGUUUUAAUGGAUUAAGUUGCUGCCACAUGAUUGGCUGAUUAGAUAGUUGCAUUAACAGCCAGUGUGCUAAUAAAGUGUGUGUACGUAUGUCUGUAAACCCAUCCACAUAGUUGAUUCUUAACUGCCCUUUGAACUUCCCAAGCAGUUCAAGCUAACUUGGAGUAGGUACUAAAUGCUAGUUCUACUUGCAUUGUCUAUACUCUAGCAAUAGGGAGGAAAUUAUGUAACCCUGCCAUUGAAGGAAUGGCACAAUUGCUGUAAAGUUUUUAAAACGAUAAGAACUAAACAUGUACAUAAUAAACUUGUGUAUAGGCACCAUCGUGUGCCUAAAAAUAAAAUGUUGCUUACUGAAAUGGCCUUGGUGAAAUAAAUGUGUUUGAG